AAGAAAGCAAGAGAGAGAAAUGGCAUCCACCGCUCCCACCACCGCCGGCCUCGCACCCGGCGCGCCCGCACCGCCCAGCGAGGCGCAGCCCGGCCUGGCGCCGCCCGCUGCGCCGCUCGCCUCCGCCGCUGCGUCCACUGGCAGUGCUGGUGCGCCGGCUCUGGCGCCCACCACAGGCGCCACGACGGGCCCGGCAGCGGCGGCAGCGGGCGUGCCGGGCGUCGACGCAGCGGCAGCGGCAGCGGACCCGCACGUGCCCGCCACGGCAAAGGAGGCGCCGCUCAGCGGGCCGCCGCCGGCCGACGGCGUUUCGUUCAAGGACCAGGUUCGCGGCUACGCAAAGUACACGGCCGGCAAGCUGACGGGCAACGACAAGGAGGUGCAGCAGGGUGCGGCUGUCGUGCGCGGCGUCGAUGCUCCCGCUCCCUGAUGCACGUCCUCUUCACCCCCCCCCGUCAUCGCGCUACUUUCCGUGCAGCAAUCCGAAUGCCCAGUCUCUCCCUCUUCGCCUCUCCCUCUGGCUCUUCUCCGUUUCGCCUCGUAGUCCCUUCGUCUUUCUCUCGGUUUCGCGUCGCGGUGGAAGAAAGAUGCUUGUGACCGA
Molecule: messenger RNA, 601 nt
Organism: Tilletiopsis washingtonensis
Lineage: Eukaryota; Fungi; Basidiomycota; Exobasidiomycetes; Entylomatales
Exons: 3
Coding region: 20-430 (136 amino acids)
Source: RefSeq, a predicted model, not a curated record